Molecule: messenger RNA, 867 nt
Organism: Plasmodium yoelii
Lineage: Eukaryota; Apicomplexa; Aconoidasida; Haemosporida; Plasmodiidae
Exons: 3
Coding region: 1-867 (288 amino acids)
Source: RefSeq, a predicted model, not a curated record
AUGAAUAAGGAAGUGUGUAUAAGGUUCAAGAAUGUAAGGGAAUGGUUAUCUUAUGAAGUGAUUAAAGGAUUUAAUAAUAAUUUUGAUGAAAAUUUGAAAAAAUAUUGUGAUAAUGGAUCAUGUUAUGAUCCUUUCGAUAAAAUUAGUGCUGGAUGUUUAUAUUUGUUUGAUGAGCUCUUUGCGGGUUUUAAACAGUUUACUUCUGUUGCAAAUAGAAACAUCAAUAUUGUUGAUUACAUUUUGAUAUCGUUAGGGUAUAUGUUAAACCUUAUCAUAGAUAAAGACAAUGGCAGUAUAGAGACUUUUUAUAAUACAUAUAUAAAUAAUGAUAAUACAGAUAAUAAGUAUAAUAAGAUAAUAACAGGUGUUACUGGUUAUGAGACUUAUAAUGAACUUAUAUAUAUAAAAGAAGAUUUGAUGAGUAUUGGUAUUAAAGCUAUGUCUAAAUUUUAUGAUGUAUUUAUAUUAUUAUGUGACAUUUGUACUGGGGUUGAUGAAAACAGCACAAAUUGCGGUAAUUAUUUAGAAAAAGCUAAUGAAUUUGCUAAAAAAUAUGAUGAGCUUAAUGAAGAUUAUUAUAAUGGUAGAUACAGCCCCUAUAAUCAAUUAUUAUCUACAUUAUCAAAUGAUUAUUAUAAUUUAAAAAGUAUAUGUUAUGAUUUUCCAUUACUUCCAACAUAUUCACGAAAAUUUGUAAUAAAAAGCACACUGAUUUCAAUUGGAUUUAUAUUUGUUGCAGUAUCAAUUUUCUUGGGAAUUGCAUAUAAGUAUUCGUUAUUUGGAUUUCGGAAACGAUCUCAAAAGCAAUGUUUAAGAGAAAGAAUAAAAAAUAUAAAGAAGAAACUGAUCAUUAAUAAAUUAUUCUGA